AUGUCGAUGAAAUCAAAGAAGCAGGCAUACGACGACAAUGGAAAACUGUCUGCGUUGAUCCAAUCACCUACGAUCCAAAGUUCCAGUCAACGCACCCUCCUCGCGCUUACAGCGACAUUUCGGAAUCAGAAGACUCUGGGACUCUGUUUACGAGAUAUCACGCAAGCUUAUAUCCAAUCUCAGAGCCAGCUAAUUCGACGAUUUUACAUUGUACCAUCAUCUGAGAUGGAUCUUACGCCUGGCACUGUUCUUUGUGUGUGCAGACCGACCACCUUACGGCAUCCCCGAAGUCGGCAACCACUGGUUUCACACCUACCAUGGUCAUCACACCAAGAGACUCAACAUGACCCCUGUAUUCUAUAUACAAACAAGCCCAGCACAGGAUUCAGCAUUGUAGGACUACAAACCGAUGACACGUUGUUUGCCGGAAACAGCACAUUCGCCGCAAUGGAACAUGACAAACUCAGCGAAGCAACUUUCGCAGCUAAGCCACGGAAGGAACUAACACUCACCACACCUCUCAAACUCAAUAGAGCCAAAUUCCUUCAACACGUCACCACCCAAUGCGAAGAUAUGCCUGGCACGAGAGGAAAAGUCCGCAAGGGAGCUUCCCCAAAAGACCAAUAUAUCGCACAACGAGCCCGAGAUGCCUAUAUUGCCACAGUCUGUCAACCAGAAGCAUCCUUAGAUCUCUCAUUUGCAUCCCAAGUUGUUGGUGUUGGUGCCGCUGCAGAUGAACUACGUGUUCCGUGCCAAGAGUGUUCAAAUUGUUUGUUGAUUGGGCUUACAAUGGUAUACUCCACUCAUCCAGAUACCGCUCAAAAGCCUCGAACAAAGAUAUAUGCAUUGGGUGAAAGAUUGGAAGUCUACGAUCUGAUGAAUCGUGUUAUUGAUGUCAUUCAGAACAACUACCUUGAAUACGGUACUAUUUUUGGGCCAGAUCUUGCUACCCAAAUCUGGAAAGAGACGAAAACAGUUUCUACAUUGCGCGAGUUCUGUAUUGCAACAAAAGUCAUGCAUCUUGACGGGUCAGGCACACAAGGGUUACAAAUCAUGCGUGAUGCCGUUUAUUGA
Sclerotinia borealis F-4128 is the source of this 1074-nucleotide messenger RNA. Lineage: Eukaryota; Fungi; Ascomycota; Leotiomycetes; Helotiales; Sclerotiniaceae. The record is from the annotation of a GenBank genome assembly.